Molecule: messenger RNA, 837 nt
Organism: Emiliania huxleyi CCMP1516
Lineage: Eukaryota; Haptophyta; Isochrysidales; Noelaerhabdaceae
Exons: 7
Coding region: 1-837 (278 amino acids)
Source: RefSeq, a predicted model, not a curated record
AUGCCCGCCACUCCGCCGCGCGGCGGCCGGGCUCCCUCGCUCCGCCGGGCGACCAUCUUCGCCCUCGCCCUCACCGCGCUGCUCGUCGUCAUGCGCUCGACGCACGCGGCCGGCGCGGGCGAGGCGGUGGACGACUCGCACGUGCGGUACGAGCACGUCCCCCUCGAGCAGCUGCGGCGCCGGUUCGUGGCCAAGCUCGGCGCGGGCGAGGCGCAGGCGAGCGCAAAGCUCUCGAGUGGCAAGGGCCUGUCGGACCUGAAGCCGUUCUACGGGCACGUGUUCGACGACCUGCUGGGAGGGUACACGCACUGGGGCUGGGUCGACUGGGACAUCCUCCUCGGCGACCUCGCCGCCGUCGUCGGAGAGGAGGCGCUCUGGGCGAGCGACGCGGUCACCUUUGCGGGCGCCACGCUCGGCUUCGCCUGGGCGGGCCAGCUCACUAUCUUCCGAAACUCGGCCGAGACGCGAGAGCUCUACCGCGUCGACGACAACCACCUCGCGCUCGGCUUCAAGGCGCCAUCUCCGGGAGGGGUCCGAGGCGCCCAGAUGGACUACAAGGCGCAGUGGCUCACGUGGGUGGAGUGGAUCCAGCGCGACCCCGACGGCUUUUACCGCUCAAAGGACCGCGUCUGCCUCCGGUGCUGCCCGCACUCGCUCGGCGUCUCGUACGAGGGCGCCUUUUUCCACGCCGGCCUCUCGCCCACCCCCGCGGCGCCCGACUGCGCCGCCGGCACGUGGGCGCUGCUCGAUGACAUCGGCCGCUUCAGCGGUCAGCUGCGGGUGCUGAGAGGCGGUCGAUGCGAGAGCCGGAGGGGGAGGCCGAAUGGAACACGGUGA